AUGGCAUUGGCAGCAGAUGGAACUACGGGCGCAGCACCCACCAACAAGGCCUCGGCCUCGGAGUCGUUGAUACCCACCCUUUUGAAGUCUGCUGUUGACCAAACCGUCAAAGCUGUGACCGCAGUGGUUCAAACUGAGAUCCGCGCACUUCCAAAGCAAAUAAUUGCGGCAGCUGUCUCUCAGCGAGCUGCAGAACCAGUCAAGGCCCGAGCAAGGCGCAGGGAUGCCUCUGAUGGCGAGGAAUCGGGUCAGCCCAAGUCGCAGCAACUAUGGAACGACGCAUAUGACCUGUUGGAGGGCGAUGAUGCAACAGCUGCCAUUGUCAAAUCAUAUGCCGCUAUGCUGACAUUUGCGAUUACUGGAGAUGACGGGAAGCCUCAGCCCGAGACGUCCGCCUUGAUGGCCGAGCUGAAGGAUCCCGUGAAACGCCAAGCUCACAUGCGAGAAUUAGUCAAAAAGGGCCGUGAAAAGUUUGCUGGCGAUUCGAAAACUGCUCAAACCGUGGGGGAUGUGGCUUCUUUCAUCCUUCAAGCCCGGGGAAUUAUCGAUGUGGCAAUCAAGAAUGUUCCUCAAGCAGCUUUGCCAUGGGCGGGUGUUUGUGUUGGACUGCAGAUUCUCACCAACCCGGCGAGAGUGUCGCGGGCCAAUCUCUCUGGUAUAACCCAUGUCGUUUCUCGCAUGGACUGGUACUGUUCGUUGGUUGAUCACCUUCUCGACGAGCGUAGCAUCAUUGAAAGCCAGGAGCCUGCUGUGGUAGUCAUGCAGCGUCUCGAAAGCUUAGUUCUGAAUCUUUACAAGAGCCUACUGCUCUAUCAGAUGAAAAGCGUCGUUUCUUAUCACCGGAGUUCCAGCCUGACCUAUAUUCGCGAGCUGGCUGCUUGGGACGACUGGGAUGGAGACCUCAAGGUUAUCAAGACUGCGGAAGAGGCAUUGAGAGCUGCUUCCGUACAGUACAAUACCCAAAGCUCUCUCGAACGCCUUUCUGAGCUGUUACAACAGGGGGAUAUGAUGCAAUCGACCUUGGGAAACGUUCAUCAAGACCUUCGAGACUUCAUCUCGGCUCAGAAAGAAAAGGUGGCCGACGACAAAGACUCAGCAUGUCUUCGAGACCUCUUUCUCGUUGAUCCGAUGCGAGAAUUGGAGAGGCUGGAGAGGAGAAAAGAUAAGUUGAUUGACAUCGCCUUUUCAUGGGUUUUGGGCACAGAGGAAUUCGCUUCGUUUUCCAACUGGACCCAGUUUGAUGCUCGACGUAUGCUGUGGAUCAAAGGAGGGCCUGGAACUGGCAAAACCAUGCUUCUCAUGGGCAUCGUCCGGGAAAUUUCUCUUCAGUCCGCAGCGUUGGCGCCCAGUGUUUCUUACUACUUUUGCGACGGCACGGCAGACCAAACCAGGAACAAUGCAACUGCAAUUCUCCGCGGCCUGCUGUGGUUGCUUCUUGUCCAGCAGCCACGCCUGGUUCAACACUUGCGCUCCAGGCAUAAAUUUGCCGGACCAUGUCUCUUCACAGACGCCAAUGCUUUCAGUGCAAUGUCUGAAGCUUUCGAAAACAUGCUCAAAGAUCCUGCACUGACUCCCGCGUACUUGGUUGUAGAUGCCCUGGAUGAAUGCAAAAACGGCGCCAACGACAUGAUCCAGUUAAUAUUCAAGUCUCUCCGUCUUUCCGACAAGGUAAGAUGGUUGGUGUCCAGUAGACCUGGUCUUGAGCUGUUGAAGCCAGGUAUGGGCGAGGCUCUGGUUGAACUGGACGCCCAGAGGCUUCAAGGCCCGGUUCAUGCCUACAUCACGUACAAGCUCUCCAAACUGAGACGAGCCUCUGCUUUUAAAGAUGAGACUACUUCUGUGGAACUUUCCAACGAGAUCUGCGACAGAGCCUCAAACACCUUCCUUUGGGCUGCCUUGGCAUUCAGAGAGAUUCAGAGGACCGAAAGCAAAGAUUUCGAAAGCAAAGAUGUUCUUGCGACGAUUAGAAAAUUGCCUUCAGGACUACCAGCACUCUAUAGCUACAUGAUGAGCAAGAUUGAGGGACAUCACGGGUUGACGCAAAUUCGGUGCAAAAAUGUUCUUUCCGCCGUGUAUUUGGCAUAUCGGCCCCUGACCCUGCGAGAGCUCGGCGUGGUAGCAGGCCUUGGCUCUCCAGUCAAACCCCUGAACGUUGUAAAGGCAUGCGGCCCGUUGCUUACCAUGACAGGUAGAGUGGUGUCUCUUGCUCACCAGUCCGCCAGAGACUAUUUGUGCGAGACGUAUGGAAAACUGCUUGAACAAGGCCACCCUUUGAUAAGCCAUCAAGACAUGGCUUUACGAUCACUCUCCGAAAUGCAGCACACGCUGAAGCAGAACAUGUAUUGCUUGCCCGGAAAUGGGUACUUUCCACGGGUUCUCGGCGAUGCAAUAAACGGAUCCGAAAACGACCCGUUGGCAGCAGUCGCCUAUUCGUGCACAUUCUGGAUGCACCAUCUCUGCGACGCAACCGACUCGGCUACUUCUGUGGAGCUUGUGACGCCCAAAGAGGUGCUUGCGUUCCUCAAGGGGUAUUUUCUCCGCUGGAUAGAAAGCCUUUCGCUUCUAGGAAAGUUGCAUGAAGGCUUGGAGUCGUUGAGGAUGCUCGCUGCUCAGUCGCGGUUCGAAUCUUGUGCUCCUCUGAGGCGGUUUUUAAAGGAUGCAGAGAGGUUCUUGAUUUCCCACCAAUCCACUAUCAAAGCGGCGGUCUUGCAAACCUAUGGUACCGCCCUGCUGUUCAGUCCCGCCGAGGGCAGGAUACGAGCAUCGGGGUGGGACGAGCGGCUGGAUUUCAUACGCGGCAUCGUCACUACGCAGCAGAUUGGUGACUCUAGCACUCGUACCCUGGAUGGCCGGUAUGGCUCGGUCACCGCUGUGGCUUUUUCUGAGGACGGUCGUCUGUUCUCCACGGGCACUGAAGGGUCUCUGACUGUGUGGGAUACCGAAGCUUGGAUACCAAUCUGCACAAUAUUCCUUCCUGAUUGCAACGGUGUGGCGGAAGAGCUGAGCUUUUCCCCCGACUCCACAUCCAUACUGGCAGUGUAUGGCGAUACCUUGCACAUCUGCAGCCUGGAAACAAAGACGCAGCUGCGAGCCAUUACGCAUUCUGAGAAGCAAAGGAUAGCGUGCGCAAACUUUCAUUCAGAUAACAAAAGCAUUGUCAUGGUUCUCAGUGACGCAACAGUCUACAUGUGGGACGCAACUACGGAGGACAUUCAACAGAUAUUCACGGCCAAGGGGGAAACCAAGAGUAUCAUGGCCCUGUCCCCAAACAACCAAACCCUGGCCGUCUCAAUGCUGGAAAACCUGAUUGGCAUCUGGGAUAUUGCUACUGGCACGGGUCACAGUGCUCGUGUGCUCAAGCGCCAUGACGAGGCGUUCCGUGACUUUACGUUUGCAGCUGAUAGCAAGACGCUCGGUUCGGUUUCAACAGACGGCACGAUUUGUCUCUGGGAUAUCGAGAGCGGUAUGUGUAAGCAGAGUUUCAGCCCAGGAUGGAACAAUUGGCCGACAAUAGCCCUGUCGCCGGAUCUCAAGAUCAUGGCCAUGGGAGGCCUGGAGGACACCACGCGUCUUCUUAACAUGGAAAACUGGAGCCAGCAGGAAGAGGCACAUAGCCACCAUGGUCGGGUGACAGAUGUGGUGGUAUCCCCCGACAGGACUUCCGCGGCUACCGCUUCUCACGACAAGGAUAUUCGACUCUGGGACAUGGAGCGAGGUCAGUGCCUGCACCGAUUCAGCGGCCACCGGGACGCUGUUCAUUCCGUUGCCUUCUCCCCGGACGGACAGAGACUGGCUUCCGCAUCGAGUGAUAGAACUGUUCGAUUAUGGGAUGUUGGGACCGCUGAGUGCCUCCAGACUUGGACGGGUCAUGCAUCGGCAGUCAGAACGGUUGCGUUUGCACCAGACGGGAAGACGGUGGCCUCCUUUGCUGAUGAUGAAACCGUCAGGUUGUGGACUGUUGAGACAGGGUCGAGUCUGCCGAUAAAGGGACAAAGCGACUCCCACUGCUGCAUCGCCUUUUCCAACGACGGCAAGACCUUGGCCUCGGUCAAUGCCGACGGGGCGGUUGCACUGUGGGACACCGAGACAGGAAGCCGAGCGCAUUCCUUUGACAAGGAAGAAGACGAUUGCCCCAUGGCGCUGGUGUUUUCCCCCGACGAUUCCAUCAUCUUCGUGGGCUCGGCGAAUGGAUGCAUACAUGCACUCGAAAGAGCAACCAAUUCCAGGCGAAAGGUAGUUGAUCAGCAAGAGUCGUUUUCGCACAUGUCAUUCGCGGAUGACGGCGAGACCAUUGUGACCACGGCCGGUUCCGUGGCAGGCAGCGCCUCUGGCCAAACGGCGCUGAACAAGAAGCUUCCAGAGAAGACUCUCUUCGUUUACAAGCCGGUGGCUUUUCCUGGCAUGGAGGCGGAAGCGAGGCUGGGCGAUGUCUGGAUAGAAGGAAAAGGAAUUCUGAUGCUGUUGCCAAACAACUACGCGACCAGCGUGCUAGCAGUCUGUGAAGACAUCAUCAUUCUGGGACACGCAUCAGGCAAGGUGACAUUCCUGUACUUUAGGUUUCCCAAGCGACCGGAUACUUAUUCGUGGCGAGGCUGA
Messenger RNA from Ustilaginoidea virens, 4596 nucleotides. RefSeq lists its product as uncharacterized. The transcript is spliced from 3 exons. The coding region runs from base 1 to 4596 and encodes 1531 amino acids. Gene Ontology annotation, molecular function: protein binding. Lineage: Eukaryota; Fungi; Ascomycota; Sordariomycetes; Hypocreales; Clavicipitaceae. The record is from RefSeq and is a predicted model, not a curated record.